Scatophagus argus is the source of this 4296-nucleotide messenger RNA. RefSeq names its product DENN/MADD domain containing 2C (gene dennd2c). The transcript has 20 exons. Bases 657 to 3437 code for a protein of 926 amino acids. The record is from RefSeq and is a predicted model, not a curated record. Lineage: Eukaryota; Metazoa; Chordata; Actinopteri; Scatophagidae.
GUUGACUUGACAUUAAUUGUCCUGUGAAGGAGGGCGAGGAGUGUUCUGCUUUGCUUUUUCUUGUCUUAGGCAACUGUCUGUGCUGUUGUGAAUAGUAGAGGGGACAAGUUCUUAGCUCCCAUGAAAGUUUAUUUUCUCAGGAGUUAACAUUGAUUUUCGGUGAGCUGCACGUUAGCUUGGAUUUAUUCAGACCGCUAGCUAACUUAUCCAGAUAAAGCUAUGCGAACGAGCGGACUCGUAUUUUAUUUGUUGUUCUCUUUAUCGUGGGAAAAAUGAAGAAAGAACAUGAGUUUGCAUACUACGAAGGCUAUGCGGUUGACUACGACAGCUACAGAGAAGGCAGAAUUCCCCUGGGGCUAGAGGAGGGUUGGGCGGCUCAAGACACAGACACCCAGCAGCUCAAGUUGUUUACAAAAGGAGACAAGGGGGAAAUGGCACUUUGCUAGUGCAAGAAGACACAAAAAAACAUAGAGGAAACAGUUGCAACCAUAAACGUUGUGGCGCUCCUGUUUUUACUUAUCAUUUUUUGGAUUAAAUGACAACAGAUUUCGUGGUUAUUCUUGUCCGUGAUUCUUCCUGUCCGUCUUAGUGAGGAAAUCCCUGAUGCAUUCACCAAUGGAGAACUGAAGGUGAGCUGACACUUGCCCCCUCUCAACAUGCUAGCUCUAAGGCUGGAGCAGGGCAGGCGAGGGGGUGGUGAGGUUGAUCUCUUGCAGAAAAAGGCCACCGUGGCUUGGCAGGGCCGCCAGUCAGGGAGGCCCCCUUCUCACGAGCAAGGUAUUAACAUCAGGGAGAAGAUCUCCCAGUGGGAAGAUCGUAGUAAGCAGGGAAGCAGCCAGGAUGCUGUGGUGAAAGCACACCCCCCAACUGUAUCCAGAAGUCUGUCUGGAGAUGUCCUGGGCAACGGGGGAUCAGGAGGGGGGCUUCACACAAAAGCUAGCCUUUCAAAAGCUAAGAGCUUAGAUCUUUGGGAAUACCCAUCACAAGCUGGACAUUGUGCAGUUGGUCGGAAGUCAGAACCUCUGCAGAAAUGUUCCACUGACUCUUCAACCACAACCACAGGAAAUAAACCACUUGCAGCACAAACAUUUGUGCGUCCUAAGGUGGAGGCUAACGCUGCUAACUCUACGGGCGAACAUAUCUUGGCUGCCAAUGGCAACCAAAAAAUAGAUUGCAUCUUUCUACCUCUAUCAACCGAUGACCAAGAAGACAACAUGCCUGCAGGAAACUUCUACACUUCACGUGGUUUCUGGCGUAAGCUUGAGGGGAACAGACUGCUCUGGGAGAAAGGCAGGGACUCUUCAGCUGAUGCUCAGGCUCCACCCAAACCUCAGCGGACGUUCCAGUAUCGAGGAGCCAACAACAUCAAUGCAUCAAACACAGUGCAAUUGGACAGCAGAUCCCUUCAUAACAACCACUCCAACGUGAGGAGCAGGAGGGUAGCCCACCCACCGAACUUCCCACCUCCCCCAUGUCCCAUAGCAAACACUAAUGGGCUUUCUAGGCAUAAAAAAAACAGGAAGUCCUUUGAGUAUGAGGAUGCUGCUCGUCUGACAGUGAAGCAAGGCACGCUGGGAGAUGAGACCAAGCACUCGGGCCUCUGCCAUGCCUACUCCGAUGACAAUAUUUACGAGGAUAUCGUUUGUGAAGUGACCAGAGAUGAACCCUAUGAAGAUGUCAAGCUGUCUCCCAUGUGCCUCCCUAUUGCAAGGCCUCACACCCCCAAGCAGCCUCCUAAACCCCAAAACUUGCAAGGCUAUACUGGCAAAGUGGAGAGGAAGAGGUUCCAAACGUUAACAGCAUCCAAAACUUCAACUCAUGCAGAUACUUCAAAACCAGCUACACCCCGGCGCGCAAGCACUCAAAAAAUACAGAGGAUGCCUCAGUACGUCAGCAAGAUUGAGACCAUCUUUGACGACAAGCGAGGGAGGAAGAGAGUAAAAAACCAGGGAGUCUCAGUGCGAGAGGAGACCAGUGGGACAGAGAGCGACCCUGAAGACAACACCAAAGCAGGCUUCAGGAGAUCAGUUUACAUCCAGUCUACACUGAAACGCCGGCCAGGCUACUGCACCCUGGAGAGAGACCUGAUCCAGCUGCAGCAGCAGCAGCUUUUCCAGAUCUUCGUUGUGGUGUCGCUGAGAAAAGGCUCCCCAGGAUACACCUACUCUCCUGAAAUCACGCAGCAGUUCCCCAAAAUGUUUGAGAAAUCAUCUCGACUCUCCAGAGAGGCUGAGGAUCAGCUGAAAGUCAUUCCAAAGUUCUGUUUCCCAGACCCACAGGACUGGAAGCCCUCUGCACACAUACCAAGUGAGACGUUCUCCUUUGUCCUGACCGGAGAGGACGGCAGCCGCUGGUUUUGUUACUGCCGUAAGAUCUUGCCCGGUGGAAAAGGGAAGAGGCUUCCUGAGGUGCACUGCAUUGUCAGCAAACUGGGCUGUUUCAACCUGUUUGCAAAGAUUUUGGAGGAGGUGGAGAGGCGGAGGGAGAUUUCCCCAGCGCUAGUUUACCCUUUUAUGCGUAGCGUGAUGGAGGCCCCGUUUCCAGCCCCUGGACGCACAGUAACUGUCAAGAGCUUCCUCCCUGGCUCUGGGAAUGAGGUACUCACUUUGUGUAGACCAGUGGACUCCAGGCUGGAGCAUGUGGACUUUGACAGUCUGCUGCAGUGUCUUAGUGUCACAAAACUCCUGCAGGUGUUUGCCUCCAUUCUGCUUGAGAGGAGGGUCAUCUUCAUCGCUGACAAACUCAGUGUGUUGUCUCGGUGUGCCCAUGCAGUGCUGGCACUGCUGUAUCCCUUCACCUGGCAGCAUACCUUCGUUCCUGUGCUACCAGCCAGCAUGCUGGAUGUCAGCUGCUCUCCCACCCCAUUCCUCAUCGGGGUGCUGGCACCCUGCCUGCCAGAGCUGCUGGAGCUGCCCAUUGAGGAGGUGCUCAUAGUGGAUCUGUGUGCAGACAAGUUUGUCAUUCAGCUGGGUGAUGAAGAUUGCAUCCUGCCCAGUAAACUGCAGGCAGCACUGCAGCAGAUCCUGGAGGAGAGGGAAGAUAUUCUGAGCCAGGAGAAUGGAGACAGAUGUGGAGGUCAGCAGGCUGACCUGAGCUCUCUGGUCUCUGAGGGUUUCGUGCGAUUCUUCGUGGAGCUGGUGGGCCACUAUUCUCUCCACAUGGCUGAGUCUUCCAACGGAAGCAGGGAACUACAGCGCGACAGCUUCCGGAAAUCUCAUCCCUCCCGUGGAGUCCGCCAGUUCCUGCAGCUCUUCAUGGAUACUCAGAUGUUUGCUGGCUUCAUUCAGGACAAAGAGCUGCGCAAGGGAGGAGGAAGAGGUCUCUUUGAGGUCCGAGUGGCCGAGUAUCUGGAGUCGUACCCUGAGCCGGAGUCAAGUGGUGUGAACAGGUUUCUUAAAGGGCUGGGAAGCAAGAUGAAGCUCCUACAAAUUAAGUGAGAAAAGACCAACACCUGGCUUUUAAGUUAAAGACUUUGUAAUUAAAAAAACAACACUUGCUGCUGUUGGACCGUCUGAGGAGAUGAAUGUGUGUGAGAGUCUUGGUGAGAAUGGGAGGUUGAAGAGUUUGGAUAAGCCAGGCUCAUCUUACAGCUAUGUAUGCAUGUUUGAGUGCAGCAUUACUUCUUACUGGACAAAAACUGGAGAGAUGUUUUUUUUAAUACUUCUGUUCUGGUGUCGUUUCAUGAAGCCUUGAGGAAGGGGCACAGAAAAACAUUCCAGCUGCGUAAACUCAGUUAACAACCUGAACAUGUGUGGUUGUAACUUUUCUCUGACUUUGACAAGAAAUGUUUACUUGCAAGACUUUUUCACAUUUAGAUUCUGCUUUACUAUCAUGGUAAAUGCAACUUUAAUGCUACAUUUCAAUCUUUUAAAAUCCUUGACACCUGAUAAUGUGUAUGGUUCCAAUCUGAUGCAUGUUUUUUAUGAAUUUUAAAAUACCAUUAUCCAUGUUGCAUUCCCUUCAGCACAAACUGUAAAAACCUUUUGUUUACAGUGUGGCUUUGUUUGAAUUUCAGAUUAAGUGGAGGCUCAUUAACUCUAAUCAAAUCAUUUCAAAGAUUUUAGACUGCAAGUUAAAUCUCAUCAGUCAAGAUGAGCAUUUACAUUUUGAGGAAAUUAAGUCUCUUUUUUUUUUUCUUCUGUCCUUUACUUUCGACUUGUUAACUGGAGUUGUAAAUACAUAUUUUUGUUACGUUUUGCACAAUGCUGAGAACCAGUGUACAGUAUUUGGAAUAUUUUUGUAUUAAAGCAUGUUUUCCACAUACUUUUUAAAUAAAUGGGUUCCCAAGGACAGCAA